Molecule: messenger RNA, 1302 nt
Organism: Peronospora belbahrii
Lineage: Eukaryota; Oomycota; Peronosporomycetes; Peronosporales; Peronosporaceae
Source: the annotation of a GenBank genome assembly
AUGGAUGAAGAAGGACCACAGAUUCGUGUCAAAUUUGUUACAAAAGAUGUAUCCAUUCGUGUAACCGAGACGCCCUUUGCAGUGCCUACGCGUCUUAAUCGUCGUGGAUUAUCACAGAUUGUUAAUCAUUUAUUGGCUACAGAUGAUGACAAGUUACGACCAUUUGACUUUCUCAUUGAUGGACUCUUCUUACGCUCUUCGCUGGAUAAGUAUUUGCACACGAAGAACAUUUCAGAGGAAGCUUUACUCACUCUUGAGUAUGUAGAGGCACUUCCUGAACCUCAGAAACAAAAUGGAAGUGACCAUCCGGACUGGGUUAGUGCUGUAGCUGCUAUGGAUGACAACCUAGUCGUUACAGGUUGCUAUGAUGGCGUGCUGCGUGUAUAUGACGCUCAGGGAGACUGCAAAGCCUCUGUAAAGGCUCAUUCGGGAGCUAUCAAGGCGGUGAGUGUAUCAUCUAGUGCUGGAAAAAGUGGAGAGUAUGUGAUUUCUACUAGUGGCAAAGACCAACUUGCACAAUUGUGGCGGUAUACGGCUACGUCAGCUAUACUGUCGCCAAUGGCGGCGCUGACGGGACACUUGAACAGUGUUGACGCUGUGCAGAUGCACGCGUCAGGUAAACGAGUAGUGACUGGUAGCUGGGAUAACACGGUGCGUCUGUGGCAAACACCAAGCCACGGAGUGAAGACGGAUCAACAGCAUUCUGUGAAAAAACUGAAGAACACAGAAGAUGGUAUAGGUACCGUGAGUUUCCAGCAGCUAGAGGCUGAAAUUGUGCUGGUUGGUCACACAAGUUAUGUGACGAGCGUAGCGUUUCGCUUGAAGAAUUCAGAGCACGAUGAAGAUGUUGUUGUGUCUGCUGGUAGUGAUCGUACCGUUCGUCUGUGGGAUCUCGUCACCGAGUCUUGCGCCCAGUCGAUGGUUGGCAACCGUGCUGUGGCAGACUUGAGUGUGAACGCGAGCGGUCUUGUGCUUACUGCCCACCCGGAUCAGUGCGUUCGCUUGUGGGACCCCCGUGCGCAGCAAAGCGGUGAAAGCAUCGUACAACGCACCUUCCGCUUACACAAGCAAUGGGUAAGCUCUGUGUCGUGGCAUCCUGACAACGAGCACUUGUUUGUAUCUGGCGACUAUGAUGGCACAGCCAAGGUGUGGGACGUGCGUAGCACAAUUCCUUUGCACACCGUGAAAGCACACGAAGGCAAGUUACUUGAUCUGUGCUGGCGGAGUCAAGGCAAUAAUGGGAGCAAUGUGGCAUUCGUUACGGGUGGUGACGACAAGAAAUUAAACUUCUUCAGUGUGUAA